UAAAAUCGACGAAAUUUAAACCAAAAAUGAAGUUUGCAACGCUGGUAACCUUGCUAGUUCUAGGAACUGCCUGCUGCUUUGCUUCAGACGAAGAAGAUGUUUCCGGACCAAAAAGGACGGAGGCGGCCGAGGAGCGAUUUUUGGAUUUGAGUCGAAAAUCUAGACAGUUGCUUGGAUCUGGUAUCGGCGGAUACUAUCCGUACAGCAACGGAUUUGGACAAGGACUUGGAGGUUAUCCGUAUUCCUACAGUAACGGAUUAUCCGGAUAUUCUUCCGUCGGUGGAUAUCCCUAUGCUACUGGAGGGUAUGGUAGCGGGUUGUACGGCAACACUGGAAUUUACUCCAACGGGUUGUAUGGCAAUGUUGGGCUAGGUGGCUACUCCGGCGGAUUCAACCCUUUGGCAGGAGGAUACAACACUGGCCUAUACAAUGGAUUCCAGCAGCAGCAGCAGCAACAGCUGUACAACGACCCUUAUAACCCAAUUGGAAGCCGGGGAUUUUUUCCUGGAUCACCUUUCUAUAGAAGACCCUUUUGAGUUAUCGAGAGUGAUUGAUGAUGAUGAAGAUGGCAGCGAACCCAGAACUUUAAAAGGCUAUAUAAUAAAUCCGAUAUUAUGA
Molecule: messenger RNA, 618 nt
Organism: Culex pipiens pallens (northern house mosquito)
Lineage: Eukaryota; Metazoa; Arthropoda; Insecta; Diptera; Culicidae
Exons: 2
Coding region: 27-536 (169 amino acids)
Source: RefSeq, a predicted model, not a curated record